CUCGCGGGGUCACGUGACUCCGCGCUCAGACAGUUAUUUUUUUAGGCAUGAUGGCGCCAAACAGCAGUAUCCACAUUAAUGUAAAUAUAAUAUCGAUUCGGUGCACCGCGCGAGGAAGAAAGCCAUCGGGUGUCCUUACGGAGGCUAUUUGAGGGCAUCGAGCGAGCUCAACAGGAGCCCUCGGCCCACGAAGUGAGUAAAACCGAGCUAGUCGCGGCUGCGACUCGAAUUGCUAAUGAGGACAUCUUGGUUAGGCUGCCGUGACAGAGGCGUACUCGGACUACUGCCAUCUCGGAGCUACCGAUCGAAGAAUAAUUCGAUCGUUCACGAUCAAACGUACCGGCUAUUAUUCGUCACGUGCAUCAUCGCGCGCGAAAUCACCCUCUCCGUCGAUAGAUCAAUAAUAAGGCAUUUACUGCCUUCCGACCAUCUCUAUCUUUCUCUCUCUCUCUUACGUUCUGGUUCUCUCUUGCGCGCGCGUGCGUGUUCAUGUUUGCGUGUGCGUGUUCAUGUUUGCGUGUGCGUGUCGAACUUGUGCUCGCGUGUUCGUAUCCAUACCGUGCGCUUGUGUUAUAUUCACGUUCGUGCGUACCUGUGCAUUCACGUCGCGUGUGCGUAUUUACUUACACUCGUGUGCAUGUGCAUUCGAAUUCACAUACGUGUGCGUUCAGAUGUGUAUACCUGAGUGCCGAGAUUCGUGUGCGAGUCGAGCCUGUCGCCAUCUGUAUUGUCAAUGUUGUCGGCCAGCAGGAGCACCACCAGCCCAAUGGACCCGUGAGCAUUUUCGACUCUCCGCCCGAUCUUCUUCUAAACGUCUGUUCUCGACCGCGAGUCUCGACUUCCACGUGUCGAGUCAUCGAAAGUCUUACGGCGAUCCUUCACGGUCGAGCCUCGGCGCCGCUCGAGCGUCGCCGCGGAGUAACUCCGUCGCAAUGUUUACAUGCCACCCGCCACGGCGACCAGUUUCUCCAAGACCCUUGUGCUUUUGCAACUGUUCGGGGCCUUCUAGCGUUACGGAUAAACGAUUUCGUUCAAGUUAUAACUCUUCCUGCUGGACUGCCCCAUUUAUAACCUCUCCGCGGCGGCCAUCGAGGAUCAACGGCCGCAGACCCCCUGCAAUACAAUCGCUCCGAGAGGAAUCCACUUUCUAGAUAAUAAAUACAUGGACAACUAUGUAGGUGUGCACGGCUCACCUGCACGUGCCACGUACCGCUAGCUCACUUGGUAUAGUAGAAUGGCACAGCGAGGCAAACGAAUAAACAGAAACGACAAUGAUUUGGCGUCUUGCCCAGGCGCAAUCAAAAGGCGCAAAUGUAAGCUGGUUCCAGCGACGGGUUCGUCGUCGCUGGCAGCUACCAUGGGGCCCUCAGAAGAGGAGGAGACGAUGGCGUCGUCCAGUCAAGGAGGGGCAUCCUGGACCCCCAGACCUCUUAGUGACAUCAAAAUCUCUAGUAUAUACAAUCGCUCCUCUGCUGAGGCUCCAGCAGAAUUAUUUCGUAAGGAUUUGAUCAGUGCGAUGAAAUUACCUGACAGUGAACCACUAAGUCCCAAUGAAUAUUGGGUCAUUACUGAUCAGUGGAAACAAGAAUGGGAGAGAGGUGUUCAAGUACCUGUCAACCCAGAUUCCCUUCCUGAACCUACAGUCACUAUCACGCAGGCAGCACCUGUAAAGCAGCACUCUGAAUUUAAGCUACCUAAGAAAUUCGUAAGGAUAUCACGUGACGAUUACUUCAACUCAGAAGAUCAUCAUUUAAGCACAACACCAGCACGAGCUGAGAAAGCUUGUGCUUAUGACCUUGAUGACACUGAUAUUGCUUGGUUGGAUGUAUUAAAUGGUGAACGUGCACAGGCUGGGCAAUUGCCAAUCACGGAGUCGCAACUGGAACGCGUGAUAGAAGAACUGGAAGUUCGUUGUUGGGAAAUAAUACAGACUAUUGUAAAAAAUGAAGAAGGUCUUGGCAUUGAAUAUGAUGAAAAUGUAAUUUGUGAUGUCUGCAGAUCUCCUGAUUCUGAAGAAGGGAACGAGAUGGUAUUUUGUGACUGCUGCAACAUAUGUGUGCAUCAAGCUUGUUAUGGGAUUACUUCAAUACCAGAUGGUUCCUGGUUAUGCAGAACUUGUUCUUUAAGUCAACGACCAGAUUGUGUUCUCUGUCCUAACAAAGGUGGUGCUAUGAAGUGUACUCGCAGUGGCCAAAAGUGGGCUCAUGUCUCUUGUGCUUUAUGGAUCCCGGAAGUCAGCAUUGGUUGUGUAGAAAGAAUGGAACCUAUCACUAAAAUAUCCAGUAUUCCGCAAAGUCGAUGGGCCCUAAUAUGUGUGUUAUGUCGAGAAAGGGUCGGUGCUUGUAUCCAAUGCAGCAUAAAGACAUGCAAAACGGCUUAUCACGUGACGUGUGCCUUCAAAUACGGCUUGCAGAUGAAGGCAAUCAUUGAAAAUGAAAUGGCUGAUGAUGGAGUAAAAUUAAGGUCCUACUGCCAGAAGCAUUGUAGAACGAAUGCAAAAGAUAAAGUUCAAGGAGCUGGAGGCAGUAUUGGAAGCGGAGCGGACAAAGCAGGAUCAGAUUCGGAGGACGCAGAAUCCAGGAGACGUAAAAGGAAAGACAUGACUUCUGAGGAAAAGAAUCAAGCACGCGCUGCAAAAUUACAAGAAAUAGAAGCAGAAUUUGACAAACAUGUGAGCUUGAAAGACAUUGCUACGCAGCAGUUGGAUGUGGAUCCCGAAGGCAUUAUCUACAUUUAUAAUUAUUGGAAACUUAAAAGAAGAGCUGGUCAUAACAAACCCCUGUUAGCACCACGCUGUGGAGAGCUUUCCGGAAGUGGAUCUCGUAAUCAAGGCCAAGCAGCUGAUCUCGAAAAAAUGAGGACAUUCGUUCAACUUCGACAGGAUCUAGAGAGAGUUCGGAAUCUCUGUUACAUGGUGGGCAGAAGAGAAAAACUCUGUCGGUCUUUUCUCAGAUUACGAGAACAAACUUUCCAUAAGCAAGCAAUGGUGAUGUCUGGCCCGCCAUUACCGGCGGCUGCGGCGGCUGCAGUAAUGGAAGCUAAUCACGGUCCAUCAAUCUACGACCGUCUUUACUCCCACCCCGAUUCUGAGGACCAUACUCAUGACUUUGACACGAUCGUUGCCAGGAUUGCUGGAAUAGAAUCACCGACCAGCGACGAGAAAAAGACGCAACAGCUACAACAGCAACAGUCGCAACAACAGCAGGACUUCAAUGGUGCCUCUAGUAAAAAGCUAUACUUCAAUGGCUCCGUCCGCAGAAAGAACCUUUAUGGCAGUGAUCUGUCGUCUGUUAGUAGCAGUGAAACGGAUGCGACGAAAGUGAAAACUGAGAAGAAAAAUCUUAAGUUGGAAAGUGAAUCAAGCACGGAAGACGAGACGAACGUAUCAACGAAACCGAAGCUAUCGCGUAGAAAGACCAAGAAGAGCGGUCAACAUGCGGAUAAGUUGCUCAAAGAGAACAGUGAAAAUGAGAAACUCGUUAAUAGUAGGUCGCAUACACUUCAGCACAUGGAAAAGGAAUUAGGAAGUGCUUCUGGCAGCGAAAGUGACGAAUUGUUGCCUUUAAAUGCCGGGACGACGAAACACCUUACAGCUUCAGCAAUAUAUUCAGACACUGACUCAGACUCUCAGGAGCAUACGUCUCACUCAUCAGCAGUUCUAAUCACUAAAGCAGCGGUUAAAGAAUUCUCCGCCGCGAACUUGUCGAAGAAUUCGCAGAAAAACUUCAAUAAAGACUCUAGGCACACGGAAACAGCGUACCACAACACUGGAACAAAGAAUAAAGAGAAUCAAAAUAAAGUCAGUACUAAGAAGAAAGAGUACAUACCUACACCGUUGAUAGUACCUCAAAGACAAGCGGCAAAGAAGGCUUCGGAAAUUAUGCAGCGUACGCAACAAAGUAAGAAAGAAAACCCGGUACCUGAAAUUCCAUCAGAAGCAGUGAAGUCUCCUGUAGAAGAGGCACCCAAGUGUUCCUCUUCCAAACCACAGAAAGAAAAGAGUCCCAGCAAGAAGCAAAAAGAAAGUAAACCCCCGAAAGAGGUUAAGAAUAAUGAUGUCUACGAUUUUGAUAAAGAAUUUGGUGAUGGAACUGAAAUAUUGGCGUAUGUUCCACAAAGGCAAGCUGCAAAGAAGGCUGCCGAGCACAUUAAGAGUGGUUUAGGCAGUAAGCCUACACAACAGCAGAUGGAACAAGAAACUCUCGAUGGAAGGAAAAAGGAAUCUCCAGAAAGUGGCAAACGGAAGGAAGCUAGGAAAGAUGAUGCUUCAUCGACCAGGAAAGAGGAGUUGCCUUCACGAAAAGAAGAAAUGUCUUCUUCCUCGUCAUCUUCGUCAUCCUCGUCUUCAUCUUCUUCGUCGUCUUCAUCAUCUUCUUCUUCGUCAUCUUCUUCUUCAUCGAGGAAAGAAGAAGCUUCAAGGAAAGAAGAGCUGUCCUCAAAGAAAGAAGAAUCUUCUUCGAGGAAGGAAGAAGUACUUUCCAAGGACAAACGGGCAAGAAGACCAAGGAAACCUAGUGAAAGGAAGUCAGCGCUCUCCAGUAACAGCGACAGUAGCAGUAGCAGCAAUAGUUGCAGCAGUUCGACAGAAAGUAGUAGUGAUUCUGAGAGCCCUACUCAUAGAAGGCUCUCCACUGAUGUCAAGGACGCUUCUUCUUCUACCACUUCCUCCGAAAGCGACGCUGGAAACAGGACAAAGAACAGGCUCACAACCACUCCAAGCACGACAAACAGAAAACAACAAACUGUUAAAGCAUCACCGGAACGAGAAACCGAAAGGAAACCAGUCUCGGGGCGGAAACUCAAGAAGCUGCCCGAGAAGAAGCUUAAAACUUCCGACGGGCGGCGGGGACCAGAGUUUCAGCCGCCUACUGAGAGAGAGGAACCUCGUAGAACCUCUAAGGAGCAACAACAACAACAAGAACAACCACCACAACAACAGGAGGCAAAGAAGCAGGAUCAGAGAGACAGUAAGAAACAACAACCAACCACGGGAACGGAGGCUAAUGAGGAUCUGCUCGUUGGGGCUGGAGAUCAUGAUGGGGCAAGAAGUGUUUCUGGGUCCAGACCUGCCAAGAAGUCGAGUCAGGCUGCUAAACAGCAGUCCCAGCCUCGAAAAGAAGAUAACAAGGCUAAACCCGAGGGCAGAAAGCGAAAACCAAUUGAACUUGUCGCGAAGGAUGAAAAGAAAGAAACGACCAAAAAGCCGGAGAAACGGGUGAGUGAGAAGCAAGUCAAGGAAAUUGAAAAGAAAGACGAGGAGGAGAGUAGAAAGGACGAAACGAAGACUGUGGAGCAAGAGAAGUCUAACGAAACCACCGAAAAUUUCUUUAAAAACGAUGACAAGAAAGCUAAGAAACUUGGAGGCAGCAAAGAGGCCGUGAAUACAUUGGAGGAAGAGAUGAAGCAACGUAGAGCCGAGAGGGACAGUCCUAAAAAAUCGCUGAGGACUGGAGGUUUAGAUAAAUUGUUAGAGAAACGCGAACACCUGGACAAAAUAUCGAAAAGUAAAAAUUCGGAGGUGAAGCUCGAGAAACUUGUCGACGAAGAAAAAGAGGAGAAAGAAAUCAUAGAAGAGCUUCCACAGACAAAGGAAACUAUCAAAAACGAAGAUCGCAAAAAUCACGUUACAGAAAUCGAAACCAUAAUCGAGAAAGCGAAACCGGAAGAGUUGCCGGAGGAAGAGUCCAUUAAAAAAGACAUUGUAGAGGUGCCACAACCAGAAAGAAUACCAACUGUUAAGAAGAAAUCUGAGGGAAGCUUGGAGAACUUUAUUGAACCACCGAUUAUGGAAGUUGUUCCUGUUGAAGAAAAUCUGCAAAAAGAAACGCCAGAAGAGGAUAAUGUUAAGAUUGUUUCAGAAAAAGUUGAGACUGUAGAGAAGGAUCAUCAGAAGAGACGGAAAUCUGGAAAUCGAUCAAUUUUCUCGCCACAGCAUGGCAAAGAUCCGAGUGUCUCAGAAUUGUUUGACUUUGAUCAGGAUAUGCUGACCGAGGAGAUGGUGAAUGAGGACGGAUUCGGUAUAUCCAGAGACCCGGAGGAACGAUCGGCGCCAUUAAGUUUCUCCUUUAACAGUGAGCUGUGGUUCAAGGAAGACUCGAAAGAAGACAGUGCUAGGGAGACCCUUCACCUCGUAGAGAAGCUGCGCAUGGAACUCUCGAAAAAAUCGAAUUCUAGUCAGUUUGAAUUAGAAACAGUACCUGUGGACGGUGAGAUAAAGAAGGAGGAACCACCGAUGGAGAAGGUGUUUGAACAGCCGCCGCAACAUCAGCUGCAGCAAUCGCAACUGCAACAGCAGUUGAGCUUGCAACCGGAAAAGGAAACGAAGAUUCUGGAACCUACUGAGCCACCGGUCUUGGAAGUGAAGAACAAUGUUGAAAUACCCGAGGAAGAGAUAGUUGUUAACGAAGCCCGUCCCAGUAGCUGUAAAGACACAUUGGACGAAAAGAGAAAAACGUGCUACUCCAGUACCAAUGACAGAUACACGGCCUACGAGGAGGAUCGAGAAACAAAUAAGGUCAGUCUGGUGGAACGAUCGAAGCUUGAUCGUGUUGAGACCGACGAAAGAUGGGUCCCGCCAAGCACAAACAGCUUCGAACCUACCGACGUUCAACACUUGAAUGCUCUCAUAGAAACACAGAAUCAUCGAUACGGCAAUCACCAGUUCUCUAACGAAUCUAUUCAAGAUAGCGAAUCAUUAACACGUUCACACUUAAAUGCGGCUACUUUACAAGAGCAAUAUCUUCUUCAGCAACCACACACUAUACUUCAUGGUCAACGCGAAACGCACGAGAGGACAAUACUAGAUCAACAAAUACCCGAGGAGAACCCUAUGGAUAUGGUGAACAGGCAUCUUAUAGGAUUACCAACAUCCGAAGACGAUCAGGCAACAGAGAUAAUGGAUAGAGCGAUGGAAAAGGAAGAUGAUGUUGUUAGACAACAAGAAUACGAUCAGAAUUCUCCAUACAACGAUGUUAAUGGCCGACCAGAUACCAGAUGGGCAGAGAGUCAAGUUCUGCCCUCUCGUAGAUCCACAUCUUCAUCGAUCACGUCUGCCUCGUCUGCCGAGGAUCAUUCCAUUCCGCCGUACAAGAAUGUUCCAGGAAUACCUUUUCCACCCUGCUCAAUCGAACAAACUUAUUACACAGACUCGAACUACGGUACAGGUCCUGUGUCUCUAUUUCCGCCUCAAUCUUGUGCCGCCCCAUUGCCAUAUCCAUCUCCUGGGACUGCUCUCUUUCCACCUGCGUUUGGAGCCGCCUUUCCGGCGGCACAAUCGUUAUUGCCACAUGUGAAGCCUCUGGAGGAUUCGCUAAACCUACAAGCUUCUCCUUGCACAGCAGCGUUCACGUCUUCCUCGCACAAUAUGGCCCUCACAGCCGCCAUGGUCUCGCCCACUAAAAUAGCCACCCCACCACCAUCGCCUCCGCCACCACCUCCGCAAAUACCACCACCGACGGAAACCAUCGACAGGGCACAGCAACAAACGCAGGUUACCGAUGCGCCGUCCUUGCCUCUCAACUUCUUAAACGCUAUAGCACCCGAGAGUCACGUUGCCGAGCCUAUCGUCGAGACUAUACCCGAAGCUUUAACCGACGCUAAGAUCCAGCACCCAGGGAAGAAGUCACCCUCGAAGCCUACUAGAACUUCUGCAAGAGUUACAUCGUUACAGAGCAAGUCUCCAGGGAAAUCACCUAGGCAAGAAACUCCGAAAGGUGUUCCUGGUGCAAGGGGAAGAGGCAGGAGUGCUAAGAGUUCCACUCAACAUUCAAGUUAUCGGUCACGUGGCCGAGGACGAGGCAGAGGACGAGGCCGAAGUCAAAAUGCGGGACUCUCCUUGGUCUCUGGUGUGGCUGUUGGACAACACGAUGACUCUAUUCAAAACAAACUAGUCGGCACGGUCUACGACUUCGACUCUGACGAAGAUUCCACCAGCGAAGCUAACAUCGCUGAUCUACGCACCAUGAGAGAGAGGAAGAAGUCGACGGAUGCAACAACUGCUGGAGUCGAGAGAAGAGAUUCUACUGUCGUGGUUCCAGAAAGUGUUCAAUCGAGACUCUCCAGUCCUGGAGGCAGUAGAAAGUACCUGGAUGACAGGAGGAUCUCCUGUUCUCCCGGCCACGAUGAUUCUGGCGUUGUGGAGAACGAGUCGAAUGCCGGACAAAGCUUCGACACUGUUCUACCGCUAAUCCCCGGUCCUGUCGACAUGAGGACGUACAAUUCUACCCUGGAUGCGUCCAGUUCUUCCACGUUGCACGGUCAGAGCUACGAGAAUCAUUUCUUAAGCACGUUCACCAGCGUUUCUACGAGUGAUCCCACACUUCCGGACAUCGAGGAAGACCUGGACAAAGAGCUAAGGUCUGCGUUGAUAGGCAAACAGGGCCAGGAAGACUGUUCAAAGCCAAGCUUUGACGCCAGCAUCGACGCCUCAUCUUCCGGUUUCGCGGAUGCCAAUAAGGUUUCCCUGACGGAUUCGCGGAACCAGUUGAAGGUGAAGAUCAAAGGUCCAUUCCUCGACGCGAAUUACGUUCCUGCCUCGUCGGUGCCCCCGUUGGCGCAACAGGCACCCGUAAUCAUCGCUCCGGCUGCUACCAGUGCUUCCGUAGCUUCCGGAACGUCGAAUCUCAGGCGAAUGAGGAAGAAGGAGUUGCUUAGACAGUAUUGUUCCCAGGACAUGAACAUGGACGAGCCAGGUUGCGGGAACCUGGCGACGUCUGCACCGAUUAUCAUACCACCUAUCAAUCGCACAGUGAUCACGAUACCCAAAGCUGUCGCGUCGAUGACUAGCAUACCAACUAGAGAAGACUAUAAAGCGGUGGUCGACGCGAAUAUGGAAAAGAAGAGAAGAAAAGAACGACCGGCUGGGUUCCUGGAUACGAACGAGGAGGAAGGCAAUGUGGAAAGAAGACGAGGUAGUGCUACCAACGGUGCCAGUUCUAGUGGAAACAAUCCGGUUGUGAACGCAGAUCGUCGUAGAGGAAGGCAGAGCAGCGGUGGUAGAUCAACGACGACAACUACAUCGACCACCACGACGAACAGCGGUCCGCCUAAGCUAAAGAUCAAAUUCGGUAACAGUAUAAUCGGUGGUCAGGAGACCGGCCAAGACGACAGAACCAGGAUCAGACCGCCAAAGAAGCGGCUGAGUAGUAUUCCCAGCAGCACGCCAAGUAUAGAGGAAUUACGUAGGGAAAGUAUGAAAUUCAGGCGGAUGAUCAUGGCUGGUUUCGACAACGAUGAGAAAGUUCGACAAAAGAGCAAGAAAGAUAAGAACGACAAGAGAAAGAAACGUCAAUCUAGUAGAAAGGAAGCUAGGGUACGAAUCCUGGAAGGCGGGGCCGCUCCACCGAAGUUGAUCAUUAGAUUAGGCAAGGGAAACGAUUCACCGGAUGAAUUGCCGAUUAUGCUCACCGAUGAGGAGGAGGAGGAAGAGGAGGAACGGCAUCCGACUGAUAGCAGGGUAGGUCCUCCUCCGCCGGAACCGGCGAAGGAUGAACCAGUUUAUCCAGCGGUAGUUGCGACCAUCGAGGAGAAGCAGCCAACCGAUCCAGAUACUGGCGGGAGUGCGCCCAGGAACGUUCGUUCGGCCAAAGUCACGCCCAUCAGGUUAAAAUUAACACGUUGUCACGAGGGUUACGAGCUGAAGGGCCCACCGGUCCAUGGCGAGGAGUCCGGUUCAACGACGGAGAAGCAGAGUUCCGAAGUGACAAACGAGGAAACGAGGAAUCCACCGGUAAAAAUUCAAGAGGAGGAUUAUUCACAAGAAUUUCGAAAUAUUAUAAGUACGAUGAUACUCGGCCGUCACGAAAGAUUGAAAUGAAUUAAACAUAAAAUAUUGAUUCUAAGUAUAAUUUAAAUAACAGAUGAAAAGGUAUUAAAGUAUCAGCGUUCAGUCAUAGAUAACUUCCAUUUUUCUUUUUAAAACUUAUCACAUUCAAGAAAAUAAUUUACAACUAACAUUAUUUUAUCACAUACUUUUUCUUCUUAAUAAUGUAUCGGUUUCUUAUUUAUUUGAUAGUUUUACAUACGAUAGGACACGUAGUUUUUCUUGGGACGAUGCAUUUUUAUCAUCGCAUGUGGAAGUUAUUUAUGGUCCAACAAACAAAUAGUAACACUUUGUAGUAUUAGAUUUAAAGGUAAAAUAGACACUAAUUAUCUGAUCACAUUCUAUCAAAGUGUUCAACUAUGAAUUUGUACGUUGCGUUCCAUCGUGCUUGUGAUAAUAUUUCGGAAUUUUCAGUUUAACAUACAUAACAUCUCCGUUAAGAAUUUUCGCGAUCCACUGCACCUGUUCUGGUGCCUGAAGUUUCAAAUGAGAUUUGAGCAAUAUUUUUAAAUAAGAAACAAAUGGAAUCGUUAUCAAUUUUACGGUAUUACGAAUGGAACGUCUUUUACACAGACUUCACUUUCUCACGGCGGCCGAAAACGUUCAGUUUGGUGAGAGGAAACAAGGUGAUAGGAACUUCUAAGAUAUACUCGUUUCGGACUCACUACAAAGGACAUUCUCCGACGUUAUCGAAGAACCUAUGCUCCUCGAGGAAUCCGGUUUUAUUCUUAACAAUACUCGAGAGACGAAACGGGCGUGCCAUUUCGCGGCGGCGACGACGACGACGAAAUGUCUGUGUUUUUCCUUUUGCGAAAGAACAGACGAAGAACCGGUCGAGGCCGUUGACGAUGAUCUCUCCAAAGAAUCCACGAAAACUUUAAUAGCUUUGUGUUGUACAUAACAUGUUCAUUCAUUUAGAAAUUCAACAAAACCAAUAACGGUGGUACAGUAAGAACAUUGUAAAGAAACAACUAUAUUUUCUAUAUUAUUAAUUCUGUUCAAGCAUAUAUAUCCACACAGUAUGUUUGUAUAUCAACAUCUGUAGUAACAAAAUUUACAUACAGCUAUAUAAGUUUGAAUAUAAUUAAUAAUAUUGAGAAUCGAAUCUCGUUAUUAACCUCGAAGCUCAUUAUAUGCAAGGUAGCCCUGUAACAUUGGAACUUAAAAUGCUUACAAUAUCAUCAUUUUGGAUAAUACGAGUAAUAUCUCUAGGGAAAUCACAUUAUCUCAAACAGUUAAAUGGGUUGAGAUAAAAUAAGCUUGCUGAAAAAUUGCACCUUUCAUUAUCGGAUAUCUUUUUUUAGAAAUUUUUUCAAAAUGAAAACAUGUGUAUUGUAGAAAGUUACAUCACAGGCAAAAUAUGAUCUCCAAAAUGCAAGCUAUAAAGUGAUAUUAUAGUUUCGAGUGAGAGAAAAAUAUUUAUUUGUGCUAUCAAUGGUGGUAAAGGCAUUUUAAAGAUUACUGUUAGGUAGCUAAUCCUCUGUAAAUACAAAGUAAAUGCGAAAAGUUGAAACAUGUAAAGGAUUCUAGAGAGCACUUCGUACACGGCCUUGUCAGCCCCUUCGCAGUAAGAACUAGUUAAUUGUAUAUACUUGUAAUCUACGAUUGUAUUUAGUUUAAGUCGAUGAGACAGAGACGAAAGAAUGAUUGAAUGAGCGUGUGCGUCUGAAGUGUGUAAAUGCGCGCGAGAGAAUUUUGUAAUCAGUGCGAAGCUUACGUGAUGGCUGUGUUUUACCACGCGGUCCGAUCUUCCAGGCAGUCCUGGGCCGUGCAGAAACGUUCGGUAACCCCCUAAUUAAACCGCUCAAUAUCAUCCGAGUGGUUCCCUUCCCUCAACGAGAGGCCGUCUCUCGACAUUUUACACUAGAUGAGAGAAAGGGAAGUAAUAAUAGAUAGUGUAAAAGAAAGCGGUAGAACAAAUACGUGUAUAUCGGACGGAGUAAUUCGAGAAAAUAAUGUAUCAGAUAAUUCCACAAAUACUGUCAUUUCUAAUAUCAUGUUUAGAUUUAGAAAUUAAUAAGUGUACCUAUUUUUCAAUCACUGAGGUAUUUAAUUAUUCAACUUACAUCAUUAAGUUCUAUAUAUUAACCAAUUUGGUUUUUUUCUGUCACAAUAUUGUCACUUUGAUUUAUAUAAAGUGAUUAGAAGAACGACGUUGGUUGUGGAAUCAUCUGAUAUUUUAUAAAUCAGGAAGCCGCCACGAGGACAAUGCAGCUGCGCAUCAGCCUUUUCUAGUGGAAAAUGCAGAAAUUCAAUGAAUCCGUAUAGUCUAAUCGCAAUAGUCGUCCACGAUUACGCAGUUGCCCAUAGAGACAUCCCAUAAAUAUACAUAAUACGCGCAGCGUCAACUACGUCGAUCAAAGCAAAUUCGUAAGAACCGUAUAACGCACGCAUUCUUCAUCGUUUUUACGAGUUCAUUUGAUAUUAUAUAUAGUAUCGUAAUCGUCAGAACGUCGUUCUGGUUUUUUUAUAUAUAAUAUAUAUAUUAUAUAUAUGAAAAAGUAUAUUUUACACCGAGUACAAUGUUAAUAAUUUAUUCUUAUUUAGUGUAAAUAAGUUCUAUAGAGGAAGUAUGUUUUUAUACGAUAGUAUAUAUACAUAUAUAUAUUAUACAUAGCAUUAUACAUAGUUCGUUCCCUCUCCUUAUGGUUUUUACGUGUUUACUUUGAAAGAUUGAUAUAUACAUAUAAAUAUAUAUUAUAUGUAUAUAUACAUAUACAUAUAAUAUUAUUAUAUAUUAUUUAUAUAUAUACAUAUAAAUAUAUAUAUAUAUAUAUAUAUACAAUCUCGAAUCGAGUCGCGUUAAAAUACAUUCGAUUCCCUCAGGGACGGCUGCGUAAUUACGGGAUUUUAUUCCCAUGGACAUGUCGUUAUUUUAAUGGACUAUAAGAGGAUACAUUGUACCUCACUUUAUUGCCCGAGAUACUUUCCCCAAGUUCGGUAUUUUUUUUAAAAGCUUUUGUACUUGCAAUGUAGUACGAUUUCCCCUCCGAAGUUUUAUGUAAUAAGUACACAGCGGGUACAAAAAGAUUUUUGCAGAUUUUAUAAAUUGUUAUACUAUUAAAACUUUUUAACUUAAUUUUCGACUGCAUUAAGCAUCGAAACGAUAUACUCCGUUGUACAUUUCUUUGUCUUCUUUAAUGUAAUGUAAUGUGUUAACUUAAGGUCA
This is a messenger RNA of Megalopta genalis, 12989 nucleotides long. It is a transcript of the gene rno, whose product is annotated as PHD finger protein rhinoceros. NCBI's taxonomy places the organism in Eukaryota, Metazoa, Arthropoda, Insecta, Hymenoptera, Halictidae. Gene Ontology annotation, biological process: regulation of transcription by RNA polymerase II. The record is from RefSeq and is a predicted model, not a curated record.